This is a messenger RNA of Sphaerodactylus townsendi, 1297 nucleotides long. It is a transcript of the gene OPN5, whose product is annotated as opsin 5. Gene Ontology annotation, cellular component: membrane. Gene Ontology annotation, molecular function: G protein-coupled receptor activity. NCBI's taxonomy places the organism in Eukaryota, Metazoa, Chordata, Lepidosauria, Squamata, Sphaerodactylidae. The record is from RefSeq and is a predicted model, not a curated record. The coding region runs from base 156 to 1214 and encodes 352 amino acids. The transcript has 7 exons. Gene Ontology annotation, biological process: visual perception; G protein-coupled receptor signaling pathway.
AGUAGCACCCUCCUUUUGUAUUUCCUGUAGUCUUUGGUGGCUGAGGUAAACCCUUUUCUGGAUAUUCUGUUCAGGAACAGACACUGCAAGCAGAACUUUGGAGGGAGCAAUUGCCAGGUACUCAAGACCAAGUCACUGAAUUCUAUGUGAUCAGAAUGGAGCCCAGUCAAAAUGCUUCAUCCCAAGAGAACUCUCUGCUUCAUAACCAUCAAGAUGAAGACCCUUUUGACUCAAAACUCUCAAAAGAAGCUGACAUAGUCGCUGGAAUUUAUUUAUUGCUAGUUGGGAUCCUGUCCACCUCAGGCAACGGAUACGUUAUUUAUAUGUCUGCACAACGGAAAAAGAAGCUGAGGCCUGCUGAGAUCAUGACAGUCAAUCUAGCCGUGUGUGACCUGGGAAUUUCAGUGGUAGGGAAGCCGUUCAGUAUCAUUGCUUUCUUCUCCCAUCGCUGGAUUUUUGGCUGGAGUAGCUGCCGCUGGUACGGAUGGGCGGGUUUCUUCUUUGGUAUUGGCAGCCUCAUUACCAUGACGGCGGUCAGCCUGGACAGAUAUUUCAAAAUCUGCUAUUUGUCCUAUGGUACCUGGCUGAAGAGAAGACAUGCAUUUGCCUGUUUAGUAUUCAUCUGGGCCUAUGCUAUCUUUUGGGCGACGAUCCCCUUUGCCGGGGUGGGCAACUAUGCCCCUGAGCCUUUUGGGACCUCGUGCACCCUGGACUGGUGGCUGGCUCAAGGCUCUGUGGCAGGGCAGGCUUUUGUACUGAAUAUCCUUUUCUUCUGCUUGCUGCUGCCGAGUGCUGUGAUCGUCUUUUCCUACGUGAAAAUAAUAGCCAAGGUCAAGUCGUCCAGCAAAGAGGUCGCCCAUUAUGACAGCAGGAUCCAAAACACAAAUGUUCUGGAAAUGAAGUUAACCAAGGUGGCGAUGUUGAUCUGUGCAGGAUUCCUCAUUGCUUGGAUCCCGUACGCUGUUGUGUCAGUGUGGUCUGCUUUUGGGAACUCUGACUCGGUCCCCAUUAAGGUUUCGGUGGUACCCACCCUAUUGGCCAAAUCAGCAGCAAUGUACAACCCCAUUAUUUACCAGGUCAUUGACUGCAAAUCAGCCUGUUGCCGCCCCAAACCGUUGCACAAGGACAACUCCUCGAAGAAAUCCAGGAUGUACACAAUAUCUGCAGAAGCCAAGUCUGAAGAAAUGAAUGAAACUUCUCUGGAUAGGGCAUAAAUUUCUGUUGACAACUAGAGGCCAGCUCAACCAGGCUUUACUAGCAUGACAGCUUCAGUUCUUUCUUUCUUUCUUUCUUUCUU